CUAACUACUACCACUGCCCCAUAUCACGUGGGAGUCAGUCACCCCGGAGUUGGUCAUCUGGGAGGUGGUUGUGGCGUAGUGGCGUGCCUCAGGUUGUCUUCUGGGAACCGCCUCAUUUGCUCAGUUGGAUGUCAAGGGGAGGAGGAGGCUACUUCCAGUUGCCUUCUGGCGGACUCUUCGAAAUCAUCUCGAAAACUGUCAACGAGCACUGAGAUUAAACAAAUAAAAAAAGGCAAGAAGAAUCACUUCAAUUCCUAGAACUAUGGGAGAAAAACCAGAACUUCAAGUAACUCCAGCCGAAGGGAAGCCGACGGGAUGGUGGUCCUGGCUGAAAAGGGAAUUUCGGAUAGACAAGAAAUUAAUCCCUAUCAAAGCCGUCACCUUCUUCUUCAAUGGAGGCGUGGUGGCCUUUCUGCCAUACUUGGUGCUCCACAUGCAGCAGCUGGGAAUCACUGUGGAGGAAAUCGCCACCAUGUAUGCCGUUCUUCCACUCGCAUCUCUCAUCGGGCCUCCUAUAACCGGACUUGUGGCCGACAAAUUUGGAAGGUAUGGCUUUAUGUUCAACAUCAACAUUAUUUUGACUGGACUGUUCCAUACCCUUCUCCUUCACGUGCCUCCAGUGCCCAAAAAUAAUUUGAGCUUACAGUGUGGCUCCCAUGGGCACAGCCUUACUUGGGCAUCAUGUGACAGUUGUUAUAAAGUGAGAAACAACACUAAUAGCCUUGUUGAGCUGAAGAACUGUUUCUUCACUUGUCCAGAUCAGCAAGAAGAAGUGAGCAUGUGCUAUUCAAAAAAACUCAGUGGCAUUUCGCAUUGUGUAAAUUAUAAUCUCACCGAUGAAAUAACUGUAAAUGGAACGCUGAGAUCCUGGGCGAAGAAAACCUGCUCGCACACCUGGUCUGAGCUGAUCUACAACAACAUUUCUUACGACUUGUUUACCUGUCAGUCGCAAUGCCCCGUCAUCUGUGAUAUCGCAGGUGUUCAACAGUGUCACGAACUUUUGAAGAUCGGUUCAAAUCGCACUUUCUGGGUCUACUUUGGUCUGCGACUCCUGGCAACUUUCUUCCUGGCUUCUGCAUUCACGAUGCUGGAUGCCACCACUUUAGCUGAAAUCAAGAGGCACAAAGGUGAAUUUGGCAAACAAAGAGUCCUGACUAUGCUGGGGUUCUCCAUUAUCCCUUUGAUCGCAGCCAUAAUCAUUGACAACAGGACUGGUCCCACAGGAGAAGCCGACUACAUGCCAGCCUUUUAUCUGGGCGAUGCUAUGUUGGCGAUCAGCGUCAUUCUCAUCGCCAGGUUGGAUCUGGAGGUCGAGCUGCCGCAGGACAGCCUAACUAAAGGCUUGAAGCAGAUCAUCACCCGUCCAGAAAUUGAUAUUUUCCUGUUGCUUAUUCUUAUCUUGGGGUCCAACUUCGGAUUCAUUGAGAGUUACCUCUUCGUCUUCCUGAAAGAGCUGAAUGCUCCUAAUUAUCUUUUGGGCUUGACUAUGACUGUUGGAUGCCUGACCAGCGUCCCAAUGCUCUUCUGGGCUGACCCGAUCGUCUCUUGGAUGGGUAGACACAACGUCUUCCUCAUCUCUUUCAUUGCCUAUGCCGUGAGGAUGUUUGGCUACUCCUACAUCAAAAACCCGUGGCUGUGUUUCCCAUUUGAAGCGCUUGAAGUUUUUACUUACCAGCUGAUGUGGGUGGCUGCUGCAACCUACUGCCCCAUUUUGGCACCAAAAGGUCUGCUUGCUACCAUGACUGGGGUCGCUGGUGCUGUUCACUACAGCUUUGGUAAAGGACUGGGAGCUCUCCUUGGAGGAUACCUCAUAGCAGCCAUCAACACAUCCAAUGCUUUCAAAGUCUAUGGCGUCAUCGCCCUAUCCGGAGGUGUCUUCUACUUCUCUGCAUAUCACUGCUACUUGCAAAAAUUCAUCGCUACCAAAGCACCAACGUUUCCAGAAAAGGAACUGGUGGUGACCAAGGUCGGCGAAGGGGUGGAGGAGGGAGACUCCAUGAUGGACUACGACAUGAAGAUCCGGAUAGACAUCGCCAACGGCAUCUGCCGCAGACCUUCAACCUUCAGCUGGAAGGAGGAGCUGCACAAGGGCGAGGAAACACCGCAGCACCAGGAGGAGACCUGAACUUAAGAAGAAGACAUUUUUGCUGGAUGUCAGUCUCAUGAGUGUACAGUGAUAAGUGAUAGUUGUUUUUAUUAGAUUCCCUCAGAUAUAUUAACAUAGAUUGUGCGUAUCAAUAGAUCUCGGCUCUGUUCACUUCUUGCGGUUCAUUUCCGUUGCAUGUUCUCUUUCUUUAACUAGUGUUAUGUAGAAAAUAAUGAUAUACGAUGGCACACUUACAAAUUAUACGCAUACAUAUAUACAUACAAACACAUAUAUAUAUACUAUAUAUAUAUAUAUAUAGUUUAUACAAUGUGUAUAUACAUAUAAACUUAAAUAUUUUAUGCAUAAAAUUACACAAGUAAAUACAUGUAAUAAAACAGUAGUUUCAGUGUCAACUAUAUCCUUUGUGCUAUGUCACAAUAUGAGUGAAAAUUUACAGGUCAUGCUGUUACAAAUUAAAACCAAUGUAAGAAAAGAAUCUUAAAAAAUGCAGUCAAACCUAAGCAACAGAUCCCUUGUAUAUAUUUGUAGGUUUUGGUGGAGAAGGGGUGGAAAAUUAUUAAUAAAAUAAUAAAUGUUAAAAACUCGAAGAAA
Messenger RNA from Macrobrachium nipponense, 2698 nucleotides. RefSeq lists its product as uncharacterized. NCBI's taxonomy places the organism in Eukaryota, Metazoa, Arthropoda, Malacostraca, Decapoda, Palaemonidae. Gene Ontology annotation, cellular component: membrane. The transcript is spliced from 15 exons. The record is from RefSeq and is a predicted model, not a curated record. Bases 263 to 2125 code for a protein of 620 amino acids.